Rotaria sordida is the source of this 672-nucleotide messenger RNA. NCBI's taxonomy places the organism in Eukaryota, Metazoa, Rotifera, Eurotatoria, Philodinida, Philodinidae. The record is from the annotation of a GenBank genome assembly.
AUGGUUGGACGAUUAGAUUGUGGAUAUUUAUUAACACCAACUGGUCAACUCAAUAUUGCUGAAUUGAUUUGUUUAAUUGGAGCUUUGAUUAGUGUUGGAUUUACAUCACGUUUAUAUUGUGAAUUAGUUGAUAAUUUACAAUAUAUUUAUCCUCAAUUAAAUACAUUACUUGUUCGAUCUUUAUUUCAAUCAUUUGCUUUAUUUUGUUUUACUAUAACACUUGUAAUUCUUAUAAUACAUAUUUCUGGUAUAAGAUUUUCUGGUAGAAAUUAUUAUUAUAUAAAUCAACUUUGUUUAAUGUUUAAUAUUUUUAUGGGACUUAUGAUGAUAACAAUUGGUAUAUGUGCAGCAUUUUGGGAAGAUAAAUUAAGACGUACACCUGAUAUUAUUCAACGUGGUUAUUUUGUAGAUAGAUAUCAAUAUAUAUAUGGUGAAAUAACACAUCCACGACCAGGUGCAGCAGCUGCUGCUGCAAUUCUUGGUAUUUUGGCAGGUAUUCUAUUUAUUAUUGAAGCUUUUAUAAGACCGAUGUUAAAUACGAGUACAACACAUAGUCCAGAUUAUUAUACAAAACCAAUUGUAUCAUAUCGUGCUCCAAUAAAGAAUAUCAAUGAUGAACGUAUAAUACCAAUUGAAAGAACAGUAACAUCAUAUUUACCAAGUCGAUUUUAA